Molecule: messenger RNA, 1182 nt
Organism: Eurytemora carolleeae
Lineage: Eukaryota; Metazoa; Arthropoda; Copepoda; Calanoida; Temoridae
Exons: 4
Coding region: 17-1114 (365 amino acids)
Source: RefSeq, a predicted model, not a curated record
AAAUUUUUCAGAGAAUAUGGCAGAAUCCGUGGAAAAUCAGGAUGAAAUUUUGAUGACCAUUACCUGGAGACAGGAGGAAAUCCUCAAAGAACUGAUGGCUAUUGAAUCGGAAGACCAGUUAUACUACUCAGACGAGACAAGCUCUAAUGACAGAGAUAAAAAUAAAAACGAGGACCAGUUAUACUUCUCAGCGGAGACAAGCUCUGAUGAAGAAGAUAAAGAAACAGGCGAGGACCAGUUAUACUACUCAGAACAGACAAGCUCGGAUGAUGAACAUCAAGGCGAACAAACGAAAAUUCAACGCCCACACACACCAACGGCGGCAACCACUUCAACGAACAACACGAAGAUCGAGGAUGACAUGGAGGCCAAAUACUGGAUACAGAAGGCAGACGAUCUAAACACUUACACAAACAUAUUAGCAAUGAUGGAUGAGGACAAGUACGAAAAGGAAAGCUGCUCCUCCGAAGUGGAAUUUGGCGGUUUUGAAUGGAAUGGAAAUAGUCUGGUGACCAUCUAUGAAGAUGCUUUAACGAACUCUAACACUGAUCCUACGGCUAAGGAAAUACUUUUGGAUACAUGGCCAGAAGGAAUAGAAAACGAAUAUAUCUCAAUGGAAGAACGAGAGAAAAUAAAAGCUCGGAAAGACAUUGAUUAUACGAUGAGUAAUCUGAACAUCGCGGAGGACGAUAUCUACCAUCUGAAAAAAAGAAUAGCUAGGUUUGAGGGUCGAGAAGGAACAGUGUUUCUCGCCUUAGAUUCCCUAGCAAGGAGAAUAACGAAGUUGACAGAGAUGGUAACUGAGGACAACCUGGCGAAACAUGAUCAAGUCAAGGAAGAUGAAAUAAUGCAAACUAAAAUAACGAACAUCGCUCACAAGAUAGAAAUAAAAACAAUAAAGACUUUGAUUAAAAAACAAUCAGUUCGAAUAAAAGAAUUGGAAAAACAACUGGAAACUGCUCAAGAAGCAAACUGGAAGAACGGGAAUAUUUGGAGAGAAAAUUAUAAUCGUUUGGAGGAAGAAUUGGAAUCUACUCGAACUGAACUUCACCAUUUAAUGUUUUCACGCAGAAUGGAUGAACACGUCAAGAAAAAUCCUCUCCUGGAGGAUUAAUAUUCGUAAUAAGGAUAUCUGUAUAUAUCUAUGCGGGGAAAUUAAUUUUAAAACUUUGAAAACAAAAA